GGGGCGGUGCGCGAGGGAAAUGGCGGCGCCCCUGAGAGUCUGUCAUGUUGCCUGUUGCGCGAAUCGGGCUGGCGGCGGGGCCGUGUCGUGGGGGCGGGGCGGGCUCCUGGCCUUCGGCACCUGCCGCUCCGUGGCGCUCUACGAGCCCGAGAAAAGAAGAGUAGUUGCUAUGCUGAAUGGUCACACUGGUAGGGUUAAUUGUGUGCAGUGGAUUCACAAGCAAGAUGGCUCUGCUGAGACGGAAUUAAUUUCUGGAGGAUCUGAUAAACAGCUCAUUGUAUGGGAAACACAGAAUAAGCAGCUUGUGAAAUGCAUUCAUCUUGAAGGCCACACAGAAGCUGUUUGUGCUGUGGAUGCUAUGUACCAGACAGAUGAGUCAAAAACAGAAUUAAAUCUACUAAUAGCUUCUGCCGCUUCUGACUCUACUGUUAGAAUCUGGUCCAAACGAGGUUCAGAAGCUAAUUGCCUUCAGACCCUGGAAUUUGGAAAUGGAUUUGUUAUGGAUAUCUGCUUAUCCUUCUUGCCUGGCAGUGAUGUACCAAUAUUAGCUUGUGGUGGCGAUGACUGCAAAAUUAAUUUGUAUAUUCAACAGAAUGGGCAGUUUCAGAAAACACUAAUACUCCAUGGCCAUGAAGAUUGGAUAAGAGGCAUUGAAUGGGCAGUCUGUGGCGGGGAUCUUUUCUUAGCAAGCUGUGCCCAGGAUUGUCUGAUAAGAAUCUGGAAAGUACAGGCAAAAUCAACACCAUCUGUGGAAGUCAAAGAUGAUGACUCUAUAAGGCUGAAGGAGAACACUUUUACUAUGAAAAAUAAAAUAGAUACUGAGACAACAUAUGCAGUUAUUCUGGAGUCGGUGUUAGCUGGCCAUGAAAAUUGGGUAUCUGCAGUUCACUGGCAGCCUUCUUUUUUAAAAGAUGGCAUAAUACAACAACCAAUGAGACUACUGUCUGCAUCAAUGGACAAAACUAUGAUUCUGUGGGCUCCAGAUGAAGAAUCUGGGGUAUGGUUAGAACAGGUCCGUGUAGGAGAAGUGGGUGGUAACACGCUUGGAUUUUUUGACUGUCAGUUUAGCCCAGAUGGUUCAAUGAUUCUUGCUCAUGCUUUCCAUGGAGCACUGCAUCUUUGGAGACAGACUCCAGCUAACAAGAAAGAAUGGACUCCAGAAGUUGUGAUUUCAGGACAUUUUAACAGUGUACAAGAUAUAAAGUGGAAUCCAGAAGGAGAAUUUAUUAUCACAGUUGGUUCUGAUCAAACUACUAGACUUUUUGCUCCAUGGAAAAGAAAACACCAGGCAGAGGUAACUUGGCAUGAAAUUGCGAGGCCUCAAGUACAUGGAUAUGACAUGCAUUGUCUAGCAAUGACUGGCCGAUUUCAGUUUGUUUCUGGAGCAGAUGAAAAGGUGCUUCGAGUCUUUACUGCCCCCAAGAAUUUUGUGGAAAACUUCAGUAACAUCAGUGGUAUUUCAAUGGAGAAACUGUCUUCCAGUGAAGCUGUUGACCUUCCAGAAGGUGCGACUGUGCCUGCUUUGGGUUUGUCCAAUAAAGCUGUCUUUCAGGGAGAUAUGGCAGCUCAACCAGCUGAUGAGGAAGAAAAGUUUAAUAGUGUUUCGAAUCAGUAUCAUCAGAUUUAUUUUCAAUCCCUCAUCCUUACAGAACCUCCCACAGAAGAUCAUUUGUUGCAGAAUACAUUAUGGCCCGAAGUUCAAAAGCUAUAUGGACAUGGCUAUGAAAUAUUUUCUGUUGCUUGUAACAAUUCAAAAACUAUAGUUGCCUCAGCAUGUAAGGCUUCCAAAAAAGAACACGCAGCAAUUAUUUUGUGGAGCACCACUUCUUGGAAGCAGCUGCAAAGCUUGUCUUUUCACAAUCUGACCGUUACUCAGAUGGCAUUUUCUCCUGAUGACAAAUUCUUAUUAGCAGUUUCCAGAGAUAGGAAUUGGUCACUGUGGAAAAAUCAGGAUAAAAAACCAUUGCAAUCAGAACCUGUUUUCAGCCUCUUUGCAUACACAGACAAAAACACAGCUGUGCAUAGCCGGAUCAUUUGGUCUUGUGAUUGGACCCCAGACAGCAAAUAUUUCAUUACCGGAAGUCGGGACAAAAAGGUCAUUAUCUGGGGUGACUGUGGCUCAGCUGGAGCUACUGAAAACAGUGGGCUAGGUGCAAUCAAGCCUUGUUCUUCAAUGCUGGAUGCUGGGGAUUCUGUCACUGCAGUCAGUAUCAGCCACGUGCUUGCUCUUGAUGAAAGCUACAUCAUUGCAGUAGGGUUAGAGUGUGGGAAGAUUAACUUGUACACAUGGAAGCAGAGUGAGCAGAGACCAGUGUUGACUGAUUGGACCAAAUGUGUCGAGACUGACAACAGCCAAAGUCACACUCUUGCUGUCAAACGGCUAUGCUGGAGAAAUCGGGUGGGCAGAGCUGGACAUAAUGACCAAGACAACAGUGAAUGGUUGCAGCUUGCAAGUUGUGGAGCUGAUCACUGUGUAAAGAUACUAAAUGUUAACAGGUGUGCUCUUUAGAUAAGGCAGCAGACCCAGCUGAGCCAAAUGAAUCUGUAUUUAGUUUGUUUAACCAUUUAAUUUUUAAACUCCAUUUUCUGUUGUGAAAACAGGAAUGUCUGACAAGUGUAUGAUCUAAUUUAUUAAAGUAUCUUGAAUAAUAGCA
Gopherus flavomarginatus (Mexican gopher tortoise) is the source of this 2654-nucleotide messenger RNA. It is a transcript of the gene ELP2, whose product is annotated as elongator acetyltransferase complex subunit 2. Gene Ontology annotation, biological process: tRNA wobble uridine modification. Gene Ontology annotation, cellular component: elongator holoenzyme complex. Bases 20 to 2509 code for a protein of 829 amino acids. Lineage: Eukaryota; Metazoa; Chordata; Testudines; Testudinidae. The transcript has 22 exons. Gene Ontology annotation, molecular function: protein binding. The record is from RefSeq and is a predicted model, not a curated record.